Messenger RNA from Cyprinus carpio (common carp), 3160 nucleotides. Its product is annotated as Fc receptor-like protein 5. Gene Ontology annotation, biological process: cell surface receptor signaling pathway. Gene Ontology annotation, molecular function: transmembrane signaling receptor activity. The record is from RefSeq and is a predicted model, not a curated record. The coding region runs from base 13 to 2718 and encodes 901 amino acids. The transcript is spliced from 17 exons. NCBI's taxonomy places the organism in Eukaryota, Metazoa, Chordata, Actinopteri, Cypriniformes, Cyprinidae.
CAUUCAGUCAGUAUGGAGCUCAGUCAACUUCCUCUUGUGCUCUUGCUGAUUUCACACAUCCACUCUGGACACACUGAAGAAACAUCAAAAGCCAAAGUGAGCAUUAAGCCUGCUCAACAUGUAUUCAGAGGAGAGACAGUCACUCUCAGAUGUGACAUUGAUGGUGAAGGAGUCAUUAGCUGGCAGUACAGCUGGUAUAAAGAUGGUUCAGCUAAUGCUUUCAGUAAACUACAGGAACACACAUUCAGUCCUGUUACUGAGUCUGAUGCAGGUAAAUACUCCUGUUAUGGAGCAGAGAGAGGAGGAUCGCGCAGCUCAAACAUCAGUGAUGCAGUUACACUGACAGUAUCAGAAAGAACAAAAGCCAAAGUGAGCAUUAAACCUGAUCAACAUGUAUUCAGAGGAGAGACAGUCACUCUCAGAUGUGACAUUGAUGGUGAAGGAGUCACUAGCUGGCAGUACAGCUGGUAUAAAGACAGUUCAGGCAGUGUUUUCAGUGAACUACAGGAACACACAUUCAGUCCUGUUACUGAGUCUGACGCAGGUAAAUACUCCUGUUAUGGAGCAGAGAUAGGAGGAUCACGGACAUCAAACAUCAGUGAUGCAGUUACACUGACAGUAUCACAAAGACCAAAAGCCAAAGUGAGCAUUAAACCUGAUCAACAUGUAUUCAGAGGAGAGACAGUGACUCUCAGAUGUGACAUUGAUGGUGGAGGAGUCACUAGCUGGCAGUACAGAUGGUAUAAAGACAGUUCAUUAUACAGUAAACUACAGGAACACACAUUCAGUCCUGUUGCUGAGUCUGUCACAGGUAAAUACUUCUGUUAUGGAGCAGAGAGUGAAGGAUCACGCACAUCACAACACAGUGAUGAAGUUACACUGAAAGUAUCAGAUAUUCCCAAACCAACUCUGACUGUGCUGCCACAGAGUUCAUUGUUCACUGGAGACUCAGUUACUCUGAGAUGUGAGGUGGAUCAUUUAUGGGAUGGAUGGGAGUUUCUGUGGAGUAAAAACUCAAACACUGAAUCUACUGAAGCUGCAACUAAAUCAAUUGAUUCAGUGAAAGUCUCUGAUGGAGGAGAAUACAGGUGCAGAUCAGGAAGAGGAGGAUAUUACACACAUUACAGUGAACCAGUAACAGUGACAAUAUACGAAAGACCAAAAGUCAAAGUGAGCAUUAAACCUGCUCAACAUGUAUUCAGAGGAGAGACAGUCACUCUCAGAUGUGACAUUGAUGGUGAAGGAGUCACUAGCUGGGAGUACAGAUGGUAUAAAGAUGGUUCAUUCUACAACUCCAGUGAACUACAGAAAUACACAUUCAGGUCUGUUACUGAGUCUGACGCAGGUAAAUACUCCUGUUAUGGAGCAGAGAGAGGAGGAUCACGCAGAUCACAACACAGUGAUGCAGUUACACUGAAAGUAUCAGAUAGAGCCCAGACAGUUUUAAGUGUUUCUCCACAGAAGUGGUUGACUGAAGGAGAUCCAGUGACUCUGAUCUGUGAGGUUUACAGCUCCUCUACAGGCUGGACAUUCAGCUGGUUCUCUGUAACUGCUUCACCAGGCAACAGAUAUCAUUAUCAGCUGCUCUCAGACAGCAGCAGAGGAGCUGGAGGAAACUACACUGUCAGUUCUGCUGCUCUAAAACACACAGGAGUUUAUGUGUGCAGAGCAGAGAGAGGAAACCCAGCCUAUAACACAACCUACAGCAACACACAGCCAGUAUGGGUCACUGGUGUUUCUCCCCAAGUCUCUCUGGUCAUCAGUCCCAGCAGAACUCAACACUUCACAUUUGUCUCUCUCUCUCUGAGCUGUGAGGACCAGAGUAACUCUGAUAGAUGGAGAGUGAGAAGAUACACAGAGAAUGAACAGUGGGAAGAUUGUUCAUCAUUACUUUGGGCAUCACAAACAGGAUCUACAUGUACAUUCAUCUUCACCUUCACUUCAGACACUGGAGUGUACUGGUGUCAGUCUGAAUCUGGAGAGAACUAUCAUCCUGUUAAUAUCACUGUACACUAUGAUGUGAUUCUGGAGAGUCCUGUUCAUCCUGUGACUGAAGGAGAUACUCUGACUCUACGCUGUUUAUAUAAAUUUACAACUCCACAAAACCUCAGAGCUGAUUUCUAUAAAGAUGGAUCACUCCUCCAGAAUCAAACUACAGAGAUGAUCAUCUCUAAUGUCUCGAAGUCACAUGAGGGUUUCUACUACUGUAAACACUCAGAGAGAGGAGAGUCCCCCAAGAGCUGGAUCUCAGUCAGAGCCUCAAGAUCUGAUGAUCUCAAUCUCAUGAUAAUUGGAGUGACUGCAGGACUGACCGUCACAUUUUUGAUCACUGUCUUCUUGGUCCUUCUGUGGCGCUACAGAAACAACAAAGGUGUAAGAUCUCAGUCUCCCUCUAGUGUCAGUCAACAGCAGAACAGCAGUCAGACAUCAGAGCAGAACCAGAGUGACGGGGGAUACAACACACUGCUGUCUGGAACUGGUCAUAUUUAUGACUCUGUUGAUGCAACAAUUAAGAAAGACAUAAAUACAGACAGUGAAAGUGGGCCUACUGAUCUCACCUAUGCUGAGAUUGAACACAAAUCUACUAAAACACAGAUGAAAAAGAAAGAAAACAGAGGGAACAACACUGAGAGUUGUGACAUCGUUUACUCUAAACUGAAAUUGGAAAUGGAUCAAGGUGCUGGAUCUAGUGAUGUGACGUAUGCUCAGGUUAAAUAAAUGCCUGGAGGAGAAGCUUACAAUCCCAGGACGCUGAUGAGUUUAGUUUGAGAAGGGCUGGAGAAUGACCAGGAUCAUCAAUGCUUUAUCAUCUUUGUGUUAUUGAGCACUUGAUGGCAAUAGAUUUAACAGUACUUAAUAUGAGUGAUGCUGGCCUUCGUGUGCUGAUUACAGGAAACAGUAAAAAUUCAUUUAGUUCUGCACAGUGUAAAAUUAUGACCCAAUGUUCUAUUAAUAUGAAUUUUCACAGGUGUUUUACCCAUAUUUUGAAUUUAAAUUUGCAUUCCAUUAUGUGGUGUUUAAGGGUUAAAGGAUUUCCAUAAACCUACUCUAUAGCCUUGCUUGAGUUUGUGGAUUGUUUAUAAACUGGACACUUUGCAGUUGUGAUAUUGCAGUUUAGGUGUUUUUGUUGUGGUUAGACUGUACAUUUAUUUUGGGCAUU